Molecule: messenger RNA, 1143 nt
Organism: Mirounga angustirostris (Northern elephant seal)
Lineage: Eukaryota; Metazoa; Chordata; Mammalia; Carnivora; Phocidae
Gene: TFPI2
Product: tissue factor pathway inhibitor 2
Exons: 5
Coding region: 119-880 (253 amino acids)
Biological process (GO): negative regulation of peptidase activity
Cellular component (GO): extracellular region
Molecular function (GO): serine-type endopeptidase inhibitor activity
Source: RefSeq, a predicted model, not a curated record
UAAAGCAGGCACCCACCCAUCGGCACCCAGGCUGCCUGGAGGCUGGACUCCGUGCACCCUCUUCCCGCCGGCACAUUCAAGGAACGCCUCGCCCCGAGGGCCACUCAAACCGGACAGCAUGGACUCUACUCGCCCCCUCGGGCUGUUGCUUCUGCCGUUGCUCCUGAUGGGGACCGCGCUGGGCAACGGUGAUGAGGAGGCGCCAGAAGGAAACAAUGCAGACAUCUGCCUCCUGUCCCCCGACGUGGGGCCGUGCCGGGCCCGGAUCCCCAGUUACUACUACGACAGGUACACGCAGAGCUGCCGCAUGUUCUUCUACGGGGGCUGCCAGGGCAACGCCAACAAUUUCGAAACUUUGGAGGACUGCAACGAAGCUUGCUGGAGGAUAGAGAGUAAGUGGCCGCGCUCAAGCUCAGAACCCUUGCACGGCUCCUUACACAGAAGGGCUGCUGAAGUUCCGAAAAUUUGCAGGUUGGAAGUUAGUGAGGCGCAGUGUGGAGUGCGCACAGGAGAGUAUUUCUUCAAUCUAAGUUCCAUGACAUGUGAAAAAUUCAUAUCUGGCGGGUGUCACAGCAAUAAGAACAGGUUCCCGGACGAGGACACUUGUAAGGGCUUCUGUGCACCAAAGAAAAUUCCGUCAUAUUGUCACAGUCCGAAAGAUGGGGGACUAUGCUCUGCUAAUGUGACGCGCUAUUAUUUUAAUCCAAGACACAAAGCCUGCGAGAACUUCACUUAUACUGGCUGUGGAGGGAAUGACAAUAACUUUGUUAACAUGGAGGACUGCACAUAUGCUUGUAUAAAAGCUGUGAGGAAGCAAAAGGAUAAGAAGACGCCGAAGAUUGUCUUUGCUCAUAGAAGGGUGAAAACUUGGAAGAAGUAAUUUUAACCUUUUUUCCUAUAUGUCAUCUUGUGGAGAUAUUGCCUCUAUGGUUAUAUCUGAAGAAGAAUAUGGUGAUAAGGGGAAAUGAAUCAUUAAUGAUUUAUACACAAGUUUUUAUUGCUACAGGUUACUUUUUUGUGUAUUUUUACACAUAACUAGCUGCUAUUCAAAUGUGAAUCUAUUAUUUUUAAUUUACUGUUCACAUAUAUUUUAAUGUAGUUGAAUUCUUGCUGUGCAUAAGAUAUAAAAGCAAAUAUGAUUCA